AUGGAAUCUGAAUUACAUCCAUUUACUCAUAUAUCAGUCAAAAAUGCCAUGGUCGAAUUUUUACAAUUAAUACGAACAUCACAAAUUAGCAAAAACGAAUCUGAAAAGUUUUUAUCCUUCGUCAAAUCUAUUUUACCGUUUCCUGAUCAAAUGCCGAAAAAUAUGAAUACAUUAUUAAAAGGACUUAAUACAGCUGAUUAUUUUAACAGAAGAACAAUUUGUAUUCUUUGUGAAAAAGAACUUCAAAAGAAUCAAAAUUUGUGUAGUCAAUAUAUCGAAGAAUAUAAAAAAUUCAUUCUAAAUCCUGAUUCACAAACACCCUAUGAUAUACCAUUGGGGAAAGCUUAUCAACGUUUACUACGACAAUAUUCAAAUGAAAAUUUAUUAACAAUACUUCUUCAUGUUGACGGUAUAUCGGUAGUAAAAUCCACAAACUUAAAAUUGUGGAUUUGUGCUGCUAGUCUUAUAGAACUUCCGCCAAGUCUUCGAACUCGUCGAUCAAAUAUGUUCUUGGUCUCUAUAGAAGCUCAAUUGACUAAUAGAAACGUUUAUGGUCAUCUUGGAACUUCAAUAUUAGAUGAAGUUGUUGAUGUUUCUUUACCACGUGCAUUAAUUAUUGACUAUGCUCACGUCUCGUUAUUGAGACAUUUUCGAGAUGUUAUUAAAACUGUUGCUUCGUCACUUGCACCAGCUGUGCGAGAAAAAAUCGACGUUUCUUUACGUGCACAAAGAUUCCCUUACUUCUUUCACAGGAAGAUGAGAGGAGUUGCAGAUUUUUCUUUUAUUAAAGCUGUAGAAUUAAAAAAUUUGUUGUUGUAUGGAUUCAUACCGCAUUUUAUGAAUCAUCUAACAAUUGACCAAUUAUGCUUUAUAUCUUUAUUUACUAUUGGUGUUCGACUUUUUCAUGCUGAUAACGUCUUCACUCCUAUUAUCAGCACUACAGCAAAUGAGUUGCUUUGUAAAUAUUAUGCUGAUCACCAUAUUUAUUUUUUGCAUCAUGCAAAUUUUGUGUUACACCUUCAUCAGCAUUUCCAAGACGUUUAUGAAUAUCAUGGUCCAUUGUCAUCAAUAAAUACAUUUUCUCAAGAAGAUUUUAUAGGAUAUAUAAAAAAAAAUAAAAAUGGUACCACGUCUUUCGAAAAUCUUUUUGCGUAUUAUUACAACAUAGAUGUUUUAUUAAAAAAGUUCAAAGAAACGAAUUUGAUACGUGUAGUUGAUGGUCCAUUGGAUGUAUGUCUAGUAAGACAAGAAAAUCCAUUAUUUCAUGAGCUAUCCAAUUAUCAUCAGAAAAGUUGUGAUCGUAAUAAUUAUUGUCAAUGUAUAAAAACAUUUCGGCGUUGUCUUAUAUUUAAAAAAAUGUACCAUUCCCUUCAAUAUGUUAAACGUAAAAAUACAACUAGUUAUUUUGUUAAGUACUUGUUUCGUCCAGGUAACUUUGAAUUUGGUUCUAUAAAAGUCUUCUUUCAACAUCAACAACAAACGUAUGCGUUAAUUCAACAUUUUCAAGUCAUCAAUGCAUUUAGCGAUUAUUUAAAAGAUAGCCGCUAUUAUGGUCUAUUGAAACAGGCCAUAGACAAUUUCUAUUUUGUGUUAAAGAAAACAAACAUAACUCGAAUUGUUUUAGUUGAGAAAAUUCAAACACAUAUGAUUGUCUUUCAAAACAUUCCAGAAAAAGCAUUUAUUCUUGCCACUCCAAUAUCUGCAAUCACUGAACAUGAUUGA
This is a messenger RNA of Rotaria socialis, 1722 nucleotides long. Lineage: Eukaryota; Metazoa; Rotifera; Eurotatoria; Philodinida; Philodinidae. The record is from the annotation of a GenBank genome assembly.